Spodoptera exigua (beet armyworm) is the source of this 769-nucleotide messenger RNA. NCBI's taxonomy places the organism in Eukaryota, Metazoa, Arthropoda, Insecta, Lepidoptera, Noctuidae. The record is from the annotation of a GenBank genome assembly.
UAAUGUUAUGCUCACAAAGAUUUAACUGCUAAUUACUUUAAGCCGUUACAAUAUUAAAACAGUAGUGUGAAUGACUGUUGUCCAAUAUUUAAUUAAAUCUUGUAACAACUAGUUUUAUCCACGUGAAGUUAACAUUUUAAAUAUGGAAGUAACAUCAUUUAUUCCUUCAAGCUCGAGCAAUUCGCCUUUAAGUUUUCUUAAGGGCUUAUUUGAUGGAAAUGGCGGCUCGCUCCGAAACCAUCACAGUAACCAAGACGCUCUAGAAGCUGUCAAACUGGAUCCUGCCGUGCUAGAAGCACAGGUGACGGUGCAUUCAAAUGACAGAACUGUCAAUGCCGCGAAUACAAAGCCCGAAGCGGUUUCUAAGACUAAUAAAGUUGUCAAGCCGCCGAAACCGGAGCCGACACCAUCGCAGUGCUCAACAGAGAAAUCUUUUGAAAAUAUGGUAAAGCAACAGGAAGCAGCACUCCUAUCUUUAACACCUCAACAACUGGAACUCCUGAUGAAAUAUGCUGAUGUCCUCCGCAGACAGAGGAUGAUCACACAAAAAUAUUUGGAGUGCGCAUUUUGUAAAAACAACGGGAAGUCAUCAGAUUGGUACACAUCUCACGCUUUGAAGGAUAUUCGCGGUCGUGUCCUGUGUCCAAUCCUGCGAAGGUAUCACUGCCCUCGCUGCGGCGCCACUGGCGAUCAAGCCCACACCAUAAAAUACUGUCCGGAUUUAGUUUUAGACUCACAAAGCACCAGUUCUGGGAAAUCUUCAUUUUAA